This is a messenger RNA of Tilletiaria anomala UBC 951, 1444 nucleotides long. Its product is annotated as WD40 repeat-like protein. Gene Ontology annotation, cellular component: cytosol; peroxisomal matrix. The transcript has 5 exons. Gene Ontology annotation, biological process: protein import into peroxisome matrix. The coding region runs from base 209 to 1315 and encodes 368 amino acids. Gene Ontology annotation, molecular function: protein binding. The record is from RefSeq and is a predicted model, not a curated record. Lineage: Eukaryota; Fungi; Basidiomycota; Exobasidiomycetes; Georgefischeriales; Tilletiariaceae.
GGUCAAUAACCUGAUCACAGAUCCAAGCCCACCGAAGAGCAGACGAGCGCAGGGCGAUGCACGUUGGUACCACCACUUGCUGACAGGAUAGAACCGUGUGAGGGCAUACGCCAGCGUAGAAACCAUCCGUCCAGUUUCAGUGAUCUGCUCCCUUUCCGUCCGGCUCUCCCUCGCCCGUGCGCAGGACUGUUCGAUAUCACACUACACCAUGGCUAUGGCAGCCGCCGGUGGACCACCAAUUGCACGGGUGCGCACACAAGGUUUCUCCGGCUACAAUGUUGCCUGGAGUCCCUUUUUCGAGAAUCGCUUGGCCGUCGCCGGCGCAGCCAACUAUGGCCUCGUAGGGAACGGGCGUGUACAUGUCCUUUCUGCAGAGCUAGGGCCAGGGCCCAGUGCUGGUCUGACGGUGGAGAAAGGCUACGAUACACAAGACGGUCUCUACGAUGUAGCAUGGUCCGAAGUGCACGAAAACCAGCUCGUUACUGCUAGUGGCGACGGAAGCAUCAAGUUAUGGGACAUUGGACUCAACGACCACCCAAUUCGAAAUUGGCAUGAGCACGGGCGGGAAGUAUUUUGUGUAGAUUGGAAUAAUCUCAAGAAGGAGCUCUUUGCAAGUAGCAGUUGGGAUGCGAGCGUACGAAUAUGGCACCCCGAACGUCCGACUGCGCUUGCCGCUAUCACAGCGCAUACAGCCUGCGUCUACGGUUGCGCCUGGUCGCCACACGACGGCGAUCUGAUCGCAUCCGCUUCGGGUGACGGCUGCGUGCGGCUCUUCGACCUGCGCACUGGCGGCGGCGCCGCACCGGGAAUCGCUGGUGGGCCCACGCCGGGGGUGCAGCACCAGCCCGUUGCGACGAUCCCCGUUGGCGGCGAGGUGCUGUCUCUGGACUGGAACAAGUACCGACCCAUGAGGAUCGCAACAGGCAGCACCGACCGCGCGGUCAAGGUGUGGGACAUGCGGUUCGUCGGCGCGGGCAAAACCCCCGGUGUCGCGGGCGGCGAAGCGAUGACGAGCGCCGUGCUUCUUGGGCACGAAUACGCCGUGCGCAAGGUCGCUUGGAGCCCGCACGCGGCAAACCUCGUCUGCAGCGCAUCGUACGACAUGACGGCGCGCAUCUGGGAUGUCGACGCCGCGCAGCAACAGCAUAAUACGGGCGCAGGGGGGAUAGGGAUGGAUGCAGGACCCGCCCUCCGGAAAAUGCACGACACGCAUACUGAAUUCGUCGUCGGCGCCGCGUGGGCGCUGUUCCAGGAGGGUCUUGUGGCUACGUGUGCAUGGGACUGCGAGACGCAUUUGUGGAGUGCGCUGGGUUGACACGCGUGAUAAAAUCUAAGAUGGUCCACAAUCGUUCGGCCAGCCAGCCAGCUUAGUGCGUUGCCACUCAUACAUGACUUGCAUGCUCUGUUGUACCGUACGAGAUCAGAUCUACCACCCCAAGCGUCC